GAGGUGAAAGAGAAGAUUGCAACACAGAAACUCACUUGGGAGGAUCACUGAAGCAGCCGGUCGGAGUGAAAACGCAGCGUUAGCAGCGGAAAGUUUACUGUGACUCAGUUUAGCGGAAGUGAGCUCCGGCAAAGUCAGCGUGCGGAGUACAGGUGUCACUUUUUCCUGCAUGGUUGUUAUUUAAACUUAUUUAAACGCUUUGAAGUGGUUUGGAUAGCGGGAAUAAACGUUUUCGUCGGUUAAAGAAAAACAAAAAACAAAGGAGCAACAACAAUGUCAAGCCUCAGACCCAGACUGUGUGUGCUGGAGAAAGGAACAGGCGGCUACGGGUUCCACCUGCACGGAGAGAAGGGCAAGACCGGGCAGUUCAUCAGGCUCGUGGAGCCCGACACUCCUGCCUCCGCGUCCGGGCUUCUCGCGGGCGACCGACUGGCGUUCGUGAACGGGGAGAGCGUGGAGGGCGAGAGCCAUCAGCAGGUGGUCGCCAGGAUACGGGCCACCACCGGGGCGUUAGAGCUGAUCGUGGUCGACGACGAGACGGCCGAGCUGCUGAAGAAACACAACCUGCAGUGCCGGAAAGAAUUCGUGACGGAGGGGAUUCCCCUGCCCGGCGGGGACAGCGACUCAGACCGCGGGGACACACAGAGCAACGGCACUCCGAGGGAGUCCACCCCUGUCCCGCGCGAGAACGGGGACACUUCUUCGGAGAAGUCGGACAGGCUGAGCACCAAGGAUGAGAGCGACGGACUGCGGCCUCGUCUCUGCCACAUGGAGAAGGGAGCUAACGGCUACGGCUUCAACCUGCACAGUGAGAAGUCGAAACCGGGCCAGUACAUCAGAGCUGUGGAUGGAGACUCUCCGGCACACAGAGCUGGUCUCAGACCGCAGGACAAGAUCAUCCAGGUUAACGGCACGUCAGUCAUCGGGAUGCAGCACUCAGAGGUGGUUGCAGCCAUCAAGGCCGGAGGAGACCAGACCAGACUGCUGGUGGUCGACGCUAAGACUGAGGAAUUCUUCAUGAGGUGCAACGUCCUGCCCACUGAGGAGCACGUCACUGGACCUCUUCCUGAGCCAGUGUCAGAGAGAGCAUCAGAGGAGGAAGAGGCAUCGGCACAGAUGAAGCCUAAAGUGUCCGUGAGCUCAUCAGCCUCCAGUGCCUCCUCCAACGCCUCCCUGCCAGCAGCGACUACCAGCUCCCCACCUGCAGAGGUUGAGAAGGCCCCGGAGCCGGCCCCAGGAGCUGACACCCUGGGUCUGAGUAUGUCACUGGCUCAGGCCAAAGAAAGAGCCCAUCAGAAGCGAGCCGCCAAGAAAGCCCCACCCAUGGACUGGAGCAAGAGGAACGAACUGUUCAGCAACUUGUAAACAUCACCUCCUCCUCCUCCUCCUCCUCCUCAUCAUCAUCAUCAUCAUCAUCAUCAUCAUCAUCAUCAUCAUCAUCAUUCUUCUUCUUCUCCUCCUUCAGUUGCAUCUCCUCCAGGCUCGUCUGUCCUGUCCUCUGGUGGAGAACCCACAGAGAUAAUCAGCGUCUGGUCUCCGGAUUUGGUUUCUUACCUUAUCACACUGCAAAUGAAAGACAGUGUUCAUGUAGAACAUUUUAAACUCCUGUGUUAAACAGUAUUAUUUGAUGAUUUUAAUGUUUUAAUUUAGGAUUUUUGCCACUUUUGAGAUAUCUACGUCACACACAGGAAUGAAUGUUAAUAUAUAAAGAAGAUUGUUUGACAGAGGAAGAAUAGUAAUGUACAGUUUCUCAUAAGAAAAGGACCAUGUCAAGAAUAAUGGGGCACAGGGAAAGAUAAAUCACUGUGAGAUUUUCUGUCAAGAUUUUAAAUCUACAGUUUAAAUGUCUGAAAUCAGCAACUAGAAUUAAAGAAUGUCUCUUUCCUCAGUAUGUGUGAAUGAACAGUGCUGAGUAACUCUGCUGAGCCCUCACUGCCAAAAUAACCAUUCCACGACAAUCUGCUUUCCUAUCGAAACAGCGUUCGAACGCUGACGGCGUGUUGAACUCUGAACACGGCUGAAGGGACUGCACAGCCUGUAAGAACCAGGAAAGCUCUGGUAGCCUCAGAAACAAGCUUCGAUGUUUGUCCAGUCGUCUUAGCCUCCAGGGUUUCUGUCAUCAUGAUAUAUACGAUUCAAUGAAAUUAUUUUUUCAUGUUGCUCUUGUUAGAGUUGUACAUACAUGAGUAAAUGAUUUAAGGGGAAACUUUUACGUGAAGCUCCUUGGUAUGUUUUGUUGACUCUGCAGUGAUUAUCAGCUACAGGUGAACUAACGGCUCUGCUGUGGACUGUACCGAUGAGCACUGACAAAUAUAACAUUUGGAUCAAACUGAACUGAGCCUGUUUUGUAUUGUACAUUCUAGACUUUGGAAACAUCAUCAGUAAAAAUCUUAAAGCUGCA
Messenger RNA from Toxotes jaculatrix (banded archerfish), 2401 nucleotides. RefSeq names its product SLC9A3 regulator 1a (gene nherf1a). Gene Ontology annotation, biological process: protein localization to plasma membrane. The record is from RefSeq and is a predicted model, not a curated record. The coding region runs from base 274 to 1365 and encodes 363 amino acids. Gene Ontology annotation, molecular function: signaling receptor binding; protein-membrane adaptor activity. NCBI's taxonomy places the organism in Eukaryota, Metazoa, Chordata, Actinopteri, Toxotidae. Gene Ontology annotation, cellular component: apical plasma membrane. The transcript is spliced from 6 exons.